Paracoccidioides brasiliensis Pb18 is the source of this 1629-nucleotide messenger RNA. RefSeq lists its product as uncharacterized. Gene Ontology annotation, molecular function: ammonium channel activity. Gene Ontology annotation, biological process: ammonium transmembrane transport. The record is from RefSeq and is a predicted model, not a curated record. The transcript has 4 exons. Bases 1 to 1629 code for a protein of 542 amino acids. Gene Ontology annotation, cellular component: plasma membrane.
AUGUCGGCUUCCAAGGGCCCAUUUGCCCCCGACUAUGCCUCGUAUAACUGGACCGGUGCCCCUUCGAACUUCAACCUCACCACAAAUGCAAAUCUGGGCGGCAAUUCCCGCGUCGAAAACCUCAACAAAUGGUUCCAAUCUGGCGACCAGGCGUACAUCCUCGUCGCCUCCGCAAUGGUCAUGGUCAUGGUACCAGGACUGGGCUUCCUCUACUCCGGGCUCGCUAGACGCAAGUCCGCCCUCAGCAUGAUAUGGGCCUGCAUGGGUUCCACGUCCAUUGUGGCUUUCCAGUGGUACUUUUGGGGUUAUUCGCUUGCCUUCUCGCCCACGGCAACCAACGGGUUCAUUGGCAAUAUGCGUUAUUUCGGCCUUAUGAAGACACUGGGUGAUCCUAGUCCUGGCUCUCCGCUGGUGCCGGGAUUGCUAUUUGCUUUUUAUCAGAUGCAAUUCUGCGCUGUUACUGCCGCUAUCAUCGUGGGAGCGGUAGCUGAACGUGGCCGUCUGUUACCGGCUAUGGUCUUCAUUUUUUUUUGGGCAACGCUAGUAUAUUGCCCUGUCGCCUGCUGGGUCUGGAAUAUCAACGGGUGGGCAUUCAAAUACGGCGUCUUGGAUUAUGCAGGUGGCGGACCAGUCGAAAUCUGCUCUGGUAUGUCUGCUCUCGCGUACUCAAUGGUCUUGGGCCGACGCCAUGAGCGUAUGAUGCUUAAUUUCCGCCCCCACAAUGUUUCGCUGAUCCUGCUGGGAACUGUCUUCCUUUGGUUUGGAUGGUUGGGUUUCAACGGUGGUUCAUCCUUUGGAGCGAACCUGCGGGCAGUCAUGGCGUGCUGGAAUACGAACCUGACUGCCGGCUUUGCUGCUGUAACCUGGGUGCUCCUUGACUGGCGACUGGCUCGCAAAUGGUCAAUGGUUGGCUGGUGUUCUGGCACCAUUUCCGGUCUUGUUGCUGCUACACCUGCCUCGGGUUUUAUUCCACCAUGGGCCAGCGUAGUUCUUGGAAUCGUGACGGGAGUCGUAGCCAACUACAGCACCAAAAUUAAAUACUGGAUCCGCAUCGACGAUUCCAUGGAUAUCUUCGCUGAGCACGGCGUCGCCGGCGUCGUCGGCCUAAUCUUCAACGCCUUCUUCGGUACAGAUGCCGUAGUCGGCCUUGACGGCGUCAACACCGGCGCUCGCAUUGGCGGCUGGCUCAUCCACAACUACAAGCAGCUAUACAUCCAGAUCGCCUUCAUAGUCGCUGCGGCAGCAUACACCUUCGUCGUCUCCGCCAUCAUCGCCUAUGCCAUCAACAUCAUUCCGGGCCUGUGCCUGCGCGCGUCGGAAGAGGCUGAGCUGCUGGGCAUGGACGACGAUCAGCUAGGUGAAUUCGCGUAUGACUAUGUUGAGGUUCGCCGCGAUUAUCUUGCGUGGACGCCGCAGAAUCAUGUGCAGAGCCAAGAUGGUUAUGCGACACCCCGCGCACACCUUUAUGGUACGAAUGAGCAUAGUGUGAUGGCGACGGGGCCUGAUGCUAUCAAUGGAAGACCGGUUGUGGCGCCAUCAGAGUCCGAGUCUGAGGAUGCUGGGAGCCAGCAGGAGAAGUCGGUCUUGUCCGUUCCUCCUACGCCUGCUGUCGACGAGGGCGAAAAAUAA